AUGUCCGACUCUAAGGAAUUCACCCUCAAGGAGGUUAGCGAACACGCCACCAAGAAGGACCUGUACAUGGUCAUCCACGACAAGGUCUACGACUGUACUAGCUUCGUCGACGAACAUCCUGGUGGUGAGGAGGUCCUCCUCGAUGUCGCCGGCCAGGACGGCACCGAGGCUUUCGAGGAUGUCGGCCACUCUGACGAGGCCCGCGAGAUCCUCGACGGUCUGCUUGUCGGCACCGUGAAGCGCAUGCCCGGCGAUCCCGCGCCCAAGUCCCACGCUGCCCCCGCUUCCUCUGCCUCCGGCUCCUCAUCCUCCGGCGGCUUUGGCGUCGGUCUGUACGCUGUCAUCCUGAUUGGUGGUGCUAUCGCCUAUGGCGCCUACAACUACAUGCAGGCCCAGCAGUCUGCAAAUUAG
Messenger RNA from Penicillium chermesinum, 411 nucleotides. Its product is annotated as cytochrome b5-like heme/steroid binding domain-containing protein. The record is from RefSeq and is a predicted model, not a curated record. Lineage: Eukaryota; Fungi; Ascomycota; Eurotiomycetes; Eurotiales; Aspergillaceae. Bases 1 to 411 code for a protein of 136 amino acids. Gene Ontology annotation, molecular function: heme binding. Gene Ontology annotation, biological process: sterol biosynthetic process. Gene Ontology annotation, cellular component: endoplasmic reticulum membrane; intracellular membrane-bounded organelle. The transcript has 3 exons.